Schistosoma guineensis is the source of this 8729-nucleotide messenger RNA. The record is from the annotation of a GenBank genome assembly. Lineage: Eukaryota; Metazoa; Platyhelminthes; Trematoda; Strigeidida; Schistosomatidae.
GUUUGAAUGUAUCACCAGAGAAUUAAUAAUAUUCGAAGGCAUUUUGCUGUGAGAAGAUCCAUAUGAUGAGGCUGGAUAUCCUGAGUUUAUCUUGACCAAAUUUAAUAAGUUUGCAUAUUUGUAGCAUUCUAACUUAUAGGGAUAAUGUCUGCUUUAAAAUUAGAAGAUCCCACGGUAGAUGUCGGUGAUAUAGAAAAAUACCGUAUGGCUUUUUUAAUGCAGUUUUUUGUACAACACAAACGAAGAUUUCGAUUUCCACGUCUUCGCCUACAGGACCUGUAUCAAAAAGUUUUAAAAGAUCCAGAUCCUGUAGCAUUUUGUGAUCUUGCUGCUCGUAUACUUCGGUUUUUAAAUCAUGACGAUCCGGAUAUUUGUAUGGCAACUAUUGAUCAAGCACUUGAUCGUUUCGCAAUCGAUAAGCGUACUUCAUAUAGAAUUAAUAUGCAACGUCAUCGUAACGGGAAAUUGGUGCAUCAGUUGGGACCGGCUGCUAGAGCUGCAUUAUUGGAUAAUUUAAUUGAAUCAGUUUAUGAUGAACAGCCGGAUUUCAACUUUACAACAUGUUUCAAUAGUUCCAUAUCUACAAAUAGUGUUGGUGGUGGUGGUGUUGUACGUGGUGGUGCUAAUGGUUCCGGAUCAACUGGUCUUGACCGAAUCGAUGCUCAUGAUUUAUUUGGUUCUGGAGAUUUAGGAUCGAGUGAUGGAUGUAAUGUUUUCGCUGAAACAGAAGAUGUCAAUGUACUUAUUAAAGCUGGCCAGGAUGCUCAAGGAUGUAGUUACUAUUAUAUGGAUGAUUUACGUCUUUAUCGUGAACGUCCUCAAAAUGGUAUCUCAUCACAAUGGGAUGUUGUUGUUGGUCCAACAGCUGAUCAAUGGUUAACAUUUAUUAUGUCAUUAAGUCGUAAUGAAAAGGAAUAUGAUUUAUACUGUUUUUUAAAACAAGAUUUGUUUGAAUUAGUUAAAGAAAGUUUAGAUGCAUUAGAAUUGCACACACCAAAUAGUGAAUUGGAUUCAAGUUAUUUACGUACAAAAGAAUUGAAUGAAUUAACUGAAUUAAAACGACGUCAACUAGGUGUAAAUCAUAAAUCAUUAGUUGAAAAUGAUAAAUUAUCAUUGAAUAGUAAUAAUCAUCAUCAUCAUAAUGCAGUGAAUCAUCUUAGUGUGAAUGGUCCAAAAAGUGCAUCACCUGCAUUUUCUGGCGGUCAUGGUAUCAGUGGAAUUGGAAGUUCCGGUAGUUCUACAUCUGGUGCACCACUUACGCCUAGUUCAGCUCGUACACCAACAUCUGCACCACCCGCAUCAAGCAUACAACAACAAUUAUCAUUACCGCCUCCUUCUUCAGAUUGUUUAGAAACUUUACAAACAUCAGUGAAAACAGAGUCUUCUUCCGGUACAAAUCUAACAAAAAUGCGAUCAUUAUCUGGUCAAUCACCUUGUGAUCCAGAUUUAAUGCAUUUCCCAAAAUCUGAAGUUAAUGCUUCACUUGAAUAUACCAACAUAUCAUCAUCAUCUGGAUCAAUUGUCAGUUGUAAUCAUCAUGAUUCUUUUAUGAAUAAUACUUCUUCAUCUACAAAUCAAUACAACUUGUCUUCACCAUCGCCUGUGGUUGGUACCGCCACAAAAUCUGGGUAUACAUCGUUAACUGGUGGCAGUAUCAAUAACAAUAUAUCGAAUAAUAAUGAAACAAUAAGAAAUUCAGAUGGUGUUGUUGAUCAAUCUAUUGUACCAAUGCAAAAUAAUAGUAGUUCAGUGGUUUGUGAAUCUAUCACAUCAUUGACUGGUACUAACACUAUGUUUACUACAACUUCUGCUGCUAUAUGUACAACGACAACCAUGAGUACUACAUCUAUUACUGCUACUACGACAAAUAAUAAUAGUAAUUAUACUUCCACUGUUAGUGGUAUUCAGUUAUUUCCUUCCUCUCCUAAUAUAUCUACUAAUACAACUGCUACACCUGGUGUUGUAGUCAGUGAACCAUUAGCAUCUUGGAGUUCACCCGGUCUUCCUAAUUCCAAUUCAAAUAUGACAUCAUCAUCUCCAUCAUUCCAUCGUGAUCGCAAGUUACCAACAAGCAAUGAUACAAUUGCCAUUUCAACACAACCACAAUCAUCUCAAGUACAACAACGAUCAAAUAAUGGAACAAUUGAUGAAAGAAACUAUCGAUCAUAUCCUUCAUCUACUCAACAAAUAUCACAAAAUCAAAUUACUGGAAAUGGCACCUCAAAACAAGCAUAUCCCUUUGACUCAUAUAUGACGAUGAAAGGAUCUCCAGUUGAAAUUAUCGAUCCGAUUAAUAUAAAACAAUCCACUAAUUCAUCUUAUUUUCGACAUAUGUGUACAGGACAUCAAGAUAUUAAUUCAUGCAGUGGAUUAGAACAUUCUUCUGUCUUAUCAUCUAAUUCAAAUUCAAAACAAUGUAUUGGUCCAACUACUGCUUUAGUUUCACCGAUAAUUGGUAUUCCAGAUAGUGGUUGUAUGCCUUUAACUCAAGAACAAUGGGAGAAUCGUAAGAGUAAAAUAGCACAAUUAGAAAAAAUUCAUUCAACAUUGAGUAAAAGUAAAAGUGCUUCAACACCAGGUGCUAUAACUGCAGCAACAGCUGGUGCUGUCUUACAACAACGUUUAAUGCGUAAUUCUAUUUCAAUGCAGCCACAACAGCCAUCCCAUCAUCAUCAUCAUCACCACCACCAACAACAGCUGGAACAACAGUCGUUAGGGUUAGGGAAUCCUUCAGCACAACUACCACCUUCCGCUAUUAACAAUUCAUUACAAUAUUCUGAAGCUGUUGGACAACGUCCGGUAGAUUUCGAAAACUAUGGGGUAUUUCGUCAGAGCGGUUUAGUUGGAGGACCAUAUGUUAAUAAUGAGUCAGCUCAACAAGAAUGGGAUAGAUUAUGUUCUGAUUAUCAGCGUGGAAAAAGUGAUCCAUCGAUGAUGCGUUAUUCUGGACCUAGACAGAUGGGAUUUUUUGAUAUGUCCAACUGUCCAGUUCCUCCUCAUGAAGUUAAUCUGUCAUCUCAGUGCCCUGUUCCACCUAUGGCUACUGGAACUAUGAUGAUGCCUUCAGAACAAGUAAUGAUGACUGACCAACAAACCUGCCAACCGACUUACCAAAGUGGCCCUCCAGUUGUAAUGGUUCCACCAAAUAAUUCAAAUAUAUGUUCUGGAAAUCCUGGUUAUCCGUCCUCUGACUCAUUGACACUACCGACAGAAUCUUGUCGGACACUAGGUCCUAUCGGUGCAGCCGGUCCGGAGUCAAUAACUCCCGGUGUAGUCCCAACUACUGGGCAAAAACGUCCUUACCAUUCUGCUACAAAUAGUGAUAUUUGGUUAUCACCCAACUCAAUUCCUCUUUCUAUGUCUCCUAUUCAAAAUAACGAAAACCCUGCUCUCGUUGGUCACAUUGAACCGGGUUCGAUGCCAUCUGUUUGUCGUGCUGGUCAAUCAUUAAAUGUUAUUCAGUCUCCUGUUGUUGGUUCUAUUCCUCCUACAUGUGUACCUAUCACUAAUACUAACCAAUCAGUUGGUGGGCGUGGUUCUGGCGUCGCAAAGCCAGGGACAAAAAAACGUAAAGCUGGUGCUGCAUCCGGUAGAUCUAGUGUUAUUACCAAUACUGGUAAUUAUACACAGUCUUUAUCAUCCACACAUCAACAGUCAUCACCUACCAAUCAAAAUGUUCACUGUGUUAAACAACCAAUUCCUAAUUGCGUUACAACUCCGAGUAAAUCAAUGAAUCCUUCCUAUAUUGGAGAUGAGUUACAAAUGAAUCACUUCCCACGUUCUACACCUGGUCAUCCACGUCCUAUGCAUCAGGCACCAACAACAGGUGGUGGUCGAUCACAAUUUCAACCUAGUGAUCCUUGUAUGAUGCAUUAUUCAGACAUAAUAUGUGGACCGAAUUCCGGACAAAUUCCAAUUGAACAACAAUCUGGGAAUAUGGAAAUGAUGUUGUUAGUUAAUUCUCGUCAUUCUGGUACACCAAAAAGUAGUGGUGAACCAUUUCCUAGUGGUACUGUCAGUCCAAGUGUAUCCUGUUCCAUCUCAAAUCUUGGAAGUCGUACAGGUUUGAAUUGCAAUACAAAUUAUGGUCCAAUUAGUAAUUAUGGGAACAGUGCUAAUACGAAUAAACCGAUGAAUCAUCCAUAUUUCAAUUCAUCCGAUAUGAUGGGACCAAAUCCAGAUUCUAUUACUAUGAGGACAACUCCUAGUAGUACUCCAUGCACACAGCAUUUAACUUCUGCUAGUUUAGCUAGUUUAGCACGAUUAUCUCAAAUGUCUGGACCUGAAGGUCCGUACAUUCCAUCGUGUUCAGCCUCAUUUUAUAAUCCAACCAUUGGGAAUAGUCUUGGAUCAAUGCCUGGUCAUGCCGUUCACUCAAAUCGUAGUGGAUCUUUACCUUCCUUUCAUCUAGAUGGAAGUCCCGUUAUACCAACGCCACCUCAAGGAGCACAUCAUAUUAUAUCUCAAGGUGCACGCAAUCAUAACUCAAGUCCUGGAAAUUGUGGCUCGAAAUCACAUUUAUGCAAUCCUAACCAAUCAUUAUCAUCGAAUAUGACUCCUAAUAAUUGUAAUUUACCUCAUUCUUUAUCAUCCCAAACUAUUCCAAUAAAUUCUAAAUUUAAUUCCCAAGGCUAUCCCCAUACAAAUCCACAGCUUCAACCAACAAUACAACAACCACCACAAAAUCCUAUGGGCACUGUCACUAAUUGUGGUUCUUCACUUCCUUCUCCAGUUCCCAAUUUACCAACACCAUCUCAGCAGCAGCCUCCUUCGAUUCAAGUGAAUAAUACAUUUUUUAAUGCACAAUUAAAUGUACAACAAAUGAAUUAUCAACAUGUUAGUGCACCUGGAUCAACUGGUCAAAUGCAAAUACAUUUUGCACAACAACAACCAUCAACAACACAACAUCCAAUUCCACCACCAUCAUCAUCUCAUGAACAUUUACGUUCAGUUCGACAAUCAGAUAACAAUAAUAAUAAUAAUAGUAGUACAAUUCGUAUGACAAAUUCAUCAAAUGAAUAUAAUUCAAACAAUCAUCCAUUGUUAUACAAUACUGAUGGAGUUAAUCAUCAUUCUCAUCAUCAACGUAUUGUUGAUUGUCCGUCAAAAUCUGAAAUUCCUGCAGUUAUUCCGUCUAGUUCAGUAAUUACUUCAUCUGUUGUUUGUACACCUUUAGGAUCUUCAGUUGUUGGCGGAGGUAAUACUGGUUAUGGUAAUGCAAGUAUUCAAAUUACUCCUAGAACACCACAUACAAUUCAAUAUCUUCCAACUGUUGCUCCUCAAGUUUCUAACAAUCAAGGACCUUCAGGUAUAUUACCUGGGCCAAAUCAAAUGCAAAGGUCUAAUUCUGUACGUAGUUAUCAAUAUAUGCCAUCUGAUAUAGAUAGCAAUAAUAAUAACACCUCACAUGUUACAGAUAACUCUAUUCGUCAUCCUACCUUUCAGUCAAAUCAUCAAUCCUAUGCUACUAAUCAAAAUAUUCCUGGACAAUUUUAUAAUUCAAAUCAACACCAUUAUUCAUCAUCCUCACAAUCGGUUAUUCCACAAAAUUAUCCACCUAAUCUUCAAGGUCAAGGUAAGCAUUCUCAAAUUACUGGUCAAUUUACUACUGGGGGAAGGCAUAAUAUUAAUAACAGUAAUAACAAUAAUAAUAAUAAUAAUUCAACAUUUGGAUGGAGUGAUACAAGUUUCGAGUCAAAUCCAUUAGGUCCAAAUUCAUUGACAGCAUCGUCAACUAACGAAACCAGUUUAAAUAGUUUUAAAUCUUCAAAUUGUAAUCAUCAAAGUCAACCCAUUGAUAAUCGUUUGGGUAGAAAUAUUAAUCACCCAGUAUUACGUGAUGCUCAAAUGAAUUAUUCAGCUUGUAGCAAUAAUAAUAGUAAUAAUAACAGUGAUACAUUAUCAACAUCUAUGUCUACCAAGAUGGAUCCAUCCACUGAUAUCAUAUCUCAUCAAAUGUUCGCAAAUUCAUCCGAUAUGCCAUCAGUACAACAACGUGUUCAUGUGAAUCAGCACUCACAACAAUAUCUCCGUCAAUCGACUGUCAACGAUGGUGCUAAACCUCAAUCCUACUCCUCAUCAUCUACACAACAACCACAACAUCAUCAAACAAGUCAAAUUCAUCAACAGUAUUAUCAUCAUCAUCAACAACAAAAUCAUCAAAUGAUGAUGUCUUCAUCGUCCAUGUGUGAUUAUUCCGGUAGUAAUAAUAGUGAUUGGAGUUCUACGAAUCAAGUACAGUUUUUAAUGUCGAAUUCUACGGUGAAUUCUACAAUGUAUAGUAGUCAUAGUAAUAAUAUUGUAGAUAAUAUAUCUGUUAGUGGUGCUGUUGGUAGUAUGAUGGAAAAUUCUACAAAUAUAGGACAUACUACUAAUGCUAAUAGUAAUAGUAGUAGCGCAACACCUACCACUAAUAAUAGUAAUCAUAAACGUCCAUCGGUGGUAAAUCCUAUGAAUGGAGAGAUGAAACAUAAUAUUUCAUUGAAUUCCCAUUCACAACAUCAUGCCUUGCCGCCUCAUCCACAGCAAUCUCAACAAAUGAUGAUGGCCAACAAUAAUAAUAAUAGAUCAAACUGGUAUCCUCAUCAAUCGAUUGGCAAUCAAAUGACGUUCACUUCAAUGUCAUCAUCAUCAGCAUCAACAAAUGCAAGUCGAGAAAUGUAUUCCAGUCAAAUGCAUAAUACUAAUAAUGCUAACUUUUCAUUAAACCCAUUACCACCGGUUACUGGUGGUGGUCAUCCAUCGGAUACAUCAUUAGGAACAAUUGGUAUGGUGGAUAAUACAAAUAAUGUUAAUAAUAAUAAUGGAAAUAGAAGUAUACUUAGACAAUCACAAGAUCCUUAUGAUAAUUCAUUACCUAUAUCUUCUAUAUCAUCAUCAUCAUCAACAUCUUCAGCACAGCCUUAUUCAUCAUCAGUUGUUUGAAGAUAAAGGAAAAAACAAACAAUUAUUAUUGAUCACUUAAUUUGAAGAAUCAUACAUUAAGAUGAAGACUUCUACUAGAAUAACAAUAAUGAUGAAUUUUGGAUCUCAUUCUUUUCUUUAAUCAAAAAUACAUCUAUCUAUCUAUCUCUCUAUAUAUAUGUGCAUAUUGUCUCAUAAUGAAUAAUAAUGCUAUCAACAAACUGUAUUUGAUUUGUUUCUUUUCUUUUUCUAAAACAAACAAAAUCAACUUAUAAUUGAGAAGUAGUUGAUUGGUGUAUUCUCCAUUCUCCUAGCUUCGUUACUCUCUCUCUCUCUCUUUCUUUCUUUCUUUCUUUCUUUCUUUCUUUCUUUCUUUCUUUCUUUCUCUUUCUCUCUCUGUGUUCUAUCAUGGUCAUGAUCUCUCUCACUCUCUCUUGAUUGUUCGUUUGUAGUUUCUUCUUCUUUGUAUAUAUAUAUCCAUUUUUAACUGAUAUUGAUCAUGAAUAAGAUACAUUUAUGAUUAAAUAGUAACACAACUCAUUUGUAUUUAAUACAUACAAUAUGUUUUAAUUAAUAAUAAUAAUAAUUAUUAUUAUUAUUCAUAUAAUUCUUUAUUAUGAUGAAUGAUGAGUUUUCAUUCCUUAGUCUCUAUCCGUUUUUAUACUUUAACAUGAACUCCUUAUUUCAUUUAUGUAUACCUUUAUUUUUAUUUCUUGACUUUAAAUUUUAGUCUUACUCCUAUUUCAUUGUUAUUAUCAUCAUUAUCAUUGUGUUUGUACUUUGUUUCCUAUACAAAAUAAUCGUUAUGCUUUUUUUUAAUGGGAGGGUGGAGGGUGUAUAGGAUGAAGCGAUUUCUCAUAUUGAUUUGUUUUGUUUACUUUACUUGGCACUCUGUUCAAUAUUGUUGUCUACGAUUAUUACUUUCCUUAUUGAUAUCGGUUAAUGAUUAUAUUAAUGAGAAGAAUGUAAAAUUCUUAUAGUAUUUGUUAAUUAUACAUGUAUAUCAUCCCUCGCUCAGUUUAUUACCAACUACCACAUUGUUACUCUUUUCUCGUUUUCUCUCUCUCUCUCUCUUUUUUUUCGUAACUGCCCUAGUUACAAAAUAAACUGAUCUAAUUAAAAGAAGUAUUGUUUCUCUCCUAGUUCCAGUAUUCAUGUACGUGUAUAUGCGCGUAUGUGUUUGUUUGUUGACAAAAUGUUAUUUGCCUUCUAAAUUUAAUGAUUUCUAUUUGUUUAAUUUUUGUCUCAUUACCUUUAUAAGAAUACUAAGGUAGAAUGAAAUCACAUAUUCCUUACAUGUGUGUACAUGUUAAAACUAGGAUUAUUAUUAUUGGUAAUGUUGUCAUUGUUUUAUGCACAGUUACUGUAUAAUACUUAUGAUACACGUGUGUGCGUGUGUCUCUAUCUCUUUCCCUCUAUCCUUUUCUUUGAUACCCAAUUAUAUAUAUAUAUAUAUAUAUAUAUAUAUAUAUGGAUUUAUGAUUCAUUUAUUCUUUCUCCUAUUCUCCUCUCGCUUUUUUCUUUCUUUCUUGUAUUAUACUUUUAAUCUAUAUGUACUGUUGAUUAUGUAGAAAUGAGAACGUAUCGAAUUGAUCAUUAAUUGUUUAUUAAUUUCAUUUGUUUCAAUUCGAUUUAUAGAGAUAAAUCAAUAAUUGAAUGAAUGAAUGAAUUGAUUGAUUGAUUGAUUAUUGUUGAUUUCAUUUGUUUACAUAAUCAUUAUUUUAUCAUGUUUAGAGUUUGUUGUUUAGUUUACUAUCCAUGGAUACUUUUAAUUUGAAGACAUGCAAAUAUAUAUACAUACGUACACAUACAUACAUACAUACAUA